AUGAGUGAAGAUGAAGAAUGGUUGAAUGUAGGCAAGUCAUUUGUCUAAAAUUAACUAAAAUAAUAAGAGAAUAUUGUAGAAAAUAACAUUAUUGAAAAUUAAAAGGAGAAAAAGAAAAAAGAUAAAAAAAAGGAAAAAUUAUCUUAAGCUUAAUAACAGAUUGCGAUAAAGUUUACAGAAGAAGAGAUUGAAGCCUAUUAUGAUUCAAAAUUGGAAAAUUGUAAUUAAGUAUUUUCAUAUUGA
This is a messenger RNA of Paramecium tetraurelia, 243 nucleotides long. RefSeq lists its product as uncharacterized. The transcript has a single exon. NCBI's taxonomy places the organism in Eukaryota, Ciliophora, Oligohymenophorea, Peniculida, Parameciidae. The record is from RefSeq and is a predicted model, not a curated record. Gene Ontology annotation, molecular function: NAD+ poly-ADP-ribosyltransferase activity.